This is a messenger RNA of Suncus etruscus (white-toothed pygmy shrew), 2796 nucleotides long. It is a transcript of the gene CAPN1, whose product is annotated as calpain 1. The coding region runs from base 54 to 2198 and encodes 714 amino acids. The record is from RefSeq and is a predicted model, not a curated record. Gene Ontology annotation, molecular function: calcium-dependent cysteine-type endopeptidase activity; calcium ion binding. Gene Ontology annotation, cellular component: cytoplasm. The transcript is spliced from 21 exons. NCBI's taxonomy places the organism in Eukaryota, Metazoa, Chordata, Mammalia, Eulipotyphla, Soricidae. Gene Ontology annotation, biological process: proteolysis.
CUCCAGGACUGGGCAGACAGGAGGGGUUGCAAGUUGGCCCUUCUGCCCGCAGGAUGGCGGAGGAGCUCAUCACCCCGGUGUACUGCACUGGGGUGUCGGCGCAGGUACAGAAGCAGCGGGCCAAAGAGCUGGGCUUGGGCCGUCAUGACAAUGCCAUCAAGUACCUGGGCCAGGAUUUCGAGCAGCUGCGGGCCCAGUGCCUGCAAACUGGGACCCUGUUCCGAGACGACGCCUUCCCCCCCAUCGCCCAGAGUCUGGGCUUCAAGGAACUGGGCCCCAACUCCUCCAAGACCUAUGGCAUCAAGUGGAAGCGCCCCACGGAGCUGCUCUCAAACCCGCAAUUCAUCGUGGACGGAGCCACCCGCACUGACAUCUGCCAGGGGGGCCUGGGGGACUGCUGGCUGCUGGCCGCCAUCGCCUCCCUGACCCUCAACGACACGCUUCUACACCGCGUGGUCCCACAUGGCCAGAGCUUUCAGGAUGGCUAUGCGGGCAUCUUCCACUUCCAGCUGUGGCAGUUCGGCGAGUGGGUGGACGUGGUGGUGGAUGACCUGCUGCCUGUCAAGGAAGGGAAGCUCAUGUUCGUGCACUCGGCCCAGGGCAAUGAGUUCUGGAGCGCCCUACUGGAAAAGGCCUAUGCCAAAGUGAACGGCAGCUACGAGGCCCUGUCAGGAGGCAGCACCUCGGAGGGAUUCGAGGACUUCACGGGUGGCGUGACAGAGUGGUACGAGCUGCGCAAGGCCCCCAGCGACCUCUACCAGAUCAUCCUCAAGGCCCUGGAGAGAGGCUCCUUGCUGGGCUGCUCCAUCGAUAUCUCCAGCGUUCUGGACAUGGAGGCCAUCACCUUCAAGAAGCUGGUCAAGGGCCACGCGUACUCUGUGACUGGAGCCAAGCAGGUGAACUACCAGGGCCAGAUGGUGAGCCUGAUCCGGAUGCGGAACCCCUGGGGCGAGGUGGAGUGGACGGGAGCCUGGAGCGAUGGCUCCAUGGAGUGGAACAACGUGGACCCCUACGAGCGGGACCAGCUCCGCAUCAAGAUGGAUGAUGGGGAAUUCUGGAUGUCAUUCCGGGACUUCAUGCGUGAGUUCACACGUCUGGAAAUCUGCAACUUGACCCCCGAUGCCCUCAAGAGUCGCAGCAUCCGAAAGUGGAACACGACGCUCUAUGAGGGGACCUGGCGGAGGGGCAGCACCGCGGGGGGCUGCCGCAACUACCCAGCCACCUUUUGGGUGAACCCUCAGUUCAAGAUCCGGCUGGAGGAGGUGGAUGACCCCGACCAGGACUACGGUGGCCGUGAGGACGGCUGCAGCUUCGUGCUGGCGCUCAUGCAGAAGCACAAGAGGCGAGAGCGCCGCUAUGGCCGAGACAUGGAGACCAUCGGCUUCGCUGUCUACGAGGUGCCUCCGGAGCUGGUGGGCCGGCCCGUGCACUUGAAGCGGGAUUUCUUCCUGGCCAACUCGUCACGGGCGCGCUCCGAGCAGUUCAUCAACCUUCGGGAGGUGAGCACCCGAUUCCGCCUGCCGCCCGGCGAGUACGUGGUGGUGCCGUCCACCUUCGAGCCCAACAAGGAGGGCGACUUCGUGCUGCGCUUCUUCUCCGAGAAGAGCGCUGGGACUCAGGAGCUGGAUGACCAGAUCCAGGCCAAUCUCCCAGAUGAGCGUGUCCUCUCAGAAGAGGAGAUCGACGAAAACUUCAAGUCCCUCUUCCGGCAGCUGGCCGGGGAGGACCUGGAGAUCAGCGUCAAGGAGCUGCGGACCAUCCUUAACAGGAUCAUCAGCAAACACAAAGACCUGCGUACCAAGGGCUUCAGCCUCGAGUCCUGCCGAAGCAUGGUCAACCUCAUGGACCGUGACGGCAAUGGGAAACUGGGCCUGGUGGAGUUCAAUAUCCUGUGGAACCGCAUCCGGAACUACCUGGCGAUCUUCCGGCAGUUUGACCUGGACAAGUCUGGCAGCAUGAGCGCCUAUGAGAUGCGCAUGGCCAUAGAGGCUGCAGGCUUCAAGCUCAACAAGAAGCUGUAUGAGCUUAUCAUUACCCGCUACUCCGAGCCCGACCUGGCCGUGGACUUUGACAACUUUGUGUGUUGCCUGAUUCGGCUGGAGACCAUGUUCCGGUUUUUCAAAGCUCUGGACACAGAUUUGGAUGGCGUAGUGACCUUUGACCUGUUUAAGUGGUUACAACUGACCAUGUUCGCCUGAGGUGGGGACCCCGGCUGUACCCCUCUUCUGUCCCCACUCAUCUGCCAAGCCCCCCAUCCCGCCUCUGCAGUGCCUUCCUGGGGUGGGGGCAGCCGCCACCCUGGCCUCUGCCCUGGCACCACCCCCCACUCCUGCUCCCGCCCCGUGCUUGGCUUUUCUGCUCCAGGCACAUCUGGGGGCUCCUCAGUGCCAAGCCCACAAGGCUGUUGUUGGUGCCUCAAUUUAGGGGGUGGCGGAGCAGCCCCCUCCGCAUCCCCACAGCCCCUCAACGCAGAUUCUGCACUGGCUUCCCGCAGGCUCAACCAAAACCACUAGCUCAACUGUCUGCGGCUCUAAACCUCGGAGCCCCUCAGGGCCCCCCAUCCCAGGCUUGUCCCUUCUCUUGCAGAAACCAAUCACCCCUCAGCCCCUCAGCCUUUCCCCUGUCCUGCCACUGGGAGCAUUACCUGGAUGGUGGGCAGCUCCCCCUUUUUUAUAUUGGUGACUUUUAAGGGGAUUCUUCAAGGACUAGUGUACCCUGAGGCACUGGGGCAAGGAGUGGGGGGGGGGCUCCUGUUUCCAUACAGAGAAACCCCAAAUAAUAAAGGAGAAGACCCAC